AGUUGAAUUGUGUGGAGGGGUCUCUACCAUUUCUCCCCCCAAGGCAUACACGUAAGGCGCAAGUUAUAACGCUGGCCAUCUACGCAUCUAAACCCAACUUUCUGUCUCUCUCUCUACUCUGACUGAGAAGGAUGCAGGCCAUUACGAGGCAAUUAGGGCACCAAUCUUUGAAGCCCUCAUCUGCGAUUUCUUAUCUCAAAUCCAUCUACCCUCUCUCUCAUCAUUUGAUCUUGGUUGCAGACUAUGGUGCUGAUCAUCCGCGGUACGCAUCUACCCUUACCACCAAAGGUGUGGGACAUCUUGUUCGCAAGGGCACCGGUGGAAGAUCCUCUGUCAGUGGCAUCAUUUCUGCAGUUUUUGGAGCUACUGGGUUUCUUGGGCGCUAUCUUGUGCAACGGCUUGCUAAAAUGGGGUCUCAAGUGUUGGUUCCUUUUCGGGGUUCUGAGGAUUCUCAUCGUCAUCUCAAAUUGAUGGGUGAUUUGGGACAGAUAGUUCCGAUGAAAUACAAUCCAAGAGAUGAAAAUUCAAUCAAGGCUGUAAUGGCAAAGGCUAAUGUUGUCAUUAAUCUUAUUGGAAGGGAAUAUGAGACUCGAAAUUAUAGCUUCGAGGAAGUGAACCACUCUAUGGCUGAACAGCUUGCAGUGAUUGCCAAGGAACAUGGUGGUAUCAUGAGAUUUAUACAUGUUUCUUGCUUAGGGGCAUCUCUGUCAUCUCCAUCCAGAAUGCUAAGAGCAAAAGCUGCUGCUGAGGAAGCUAUCAUGCAAGAAUUACCAGAGGCCACAAUAAUGAGACCUGCAGUAAUGAUUGGUACAGAAGAUCGGGUUUUAAAUAAUUGGGCACAUUUUGCAAAAAACUAUAGCUUCCUUCCACUCAUUGGGGAUGGAUCUACCAAAAUUCAACCUGUAUAUGUUGUUGAUGUUGCAUCUGGAAUUGUUGCGGCCCUAAAAGAUGAUGGCACCAGCAUGGGAAAAGUGUAUGAACUUGGUGGGCCAGACGUGUUCACUGUGCAUCAAUUGGCAGAUCUUAUGUACGACACGAUCCGUGAAUAUCCUCACUUUGUGAAAGUUCCUGUCCCUAUUGCUAAGGCUAUUGCAAUGCCUCGAGAGAUAUUGCUCAAAAAAGUUCCCUUUCCACUGCCCACUCCAGCUAUAUUCAAUCUAGAUCUAAUCAAUGCCCUUACUCAAGAUACAGUUGUGUCACCAGAUGCUUUAACUUUUGAUGCUCUCGGCAUUGUGCCACAUAAGCUGAAGGGAUAUCCUAUUGAGUUCCUUCUCUCAUACCGUAAAGGUGGACCACAAUAUGGUUCUACAGUCAGCGAAAAAGUAUCUACAGAUGCAUACCCAUAAUGGGGUUCUUUGGUUCUUUAGUUUUUGACUUUUCAAAAUUGACACCCAACUGGAAGCUUUGAUGCAGGGAUGCAUACCUCCAUUUGUUUGUACUAGGAAAUUUGCUGGUGCAGAUUUUCUGCCCCUGAGAGAAUGUUUUUUUUAUCUCAACACAUGUGGUUUAAUAAUGCUUUAGAUCUUUGAUCAAUUGGUAUGAUGGUUGGAACCUUAGUUUCAAUAUUUAUGGAUGGGGCUAGCCUUUUGAACCAUAGGUUUCUAAAAGGUGCUUGCUUUCAUUGAGACAAAGCAGAAAAUAAUAAAGAUAUGGAGGGCCCUUUUUCAAUAUGGUUGUAUUAUUUAAGUCGGAGAAUACUAAUUAAACUUGUUCUGGGAAAGAAGCAGGUGAUAUACUUUGCCUGGCUGUUGAGCUUUGGUUUAACUUUUCCCUCGUGUAUAUUCACACCUGGUUUUCAUGUCUCAUUGGAUUGUUGUGUUUGGAA
Camellia sinensis is the source of this 1825-nucleotide messenger RNA. Its product is annotated as NADH dehydrogenase [ubiquinone] 1 alpha subcomplex subunit 9, mitochondrial. The record is from RefSeq and is a predicted model, not a curated record. NCBI's taxonomy places the organism in Eukaryota, Viridiplantae, Streptophyta, Magnoliopsida, Ericales, Theaceae. Gene Ontology annotation, molecular function: protein-containing complex binding. Gene Ontology annotation, cellular component: mitochondrion.